UUACUUCGUCCUCUCGUAAGUAAACGUUAUUGGCGAGUGUUAUGGAAGCCGUGUGAAUUUACGUGCGGCUAGUGAUAAUAUCAAAUAUAAUUUAAAAUAAAUAUAUUUGUAUUGAAUGUAUAAUGACUACUUUUGACAAGAGUCCAAUAGCUCGAUGGGCUUAUCCAGUGAUUGUAGGAGGCUUAUGUUUUGGAUCGAUGGCACUUCACAAUUAUCUGGCCAAAAGACCUCUUUAUUCAGGUAUACAUAGACAUAUAAUUAGUGGAAUUUUAGGAGCAGGUGUUGGUGAAGGAUUGAAUCACUAUUUAGAUUAUAAGGCAUCUAGAAGAGAUACAGUUUUAAUACAUUAUAUGGAACUUCAUCCAGAAGAUUUUCAACCAGAAGAAAAGACAUUUUAUAAAGAUGUUUUGCAACCAUGGACACCAAUUCGUUGAGAUUUUGAAAUUAUGUUCAUGUUUGUUUACAUUAGAAAAAAUAAUUGCUAUAAGAAUGGUAGAUGGAAGAUAAGUAGUGUAUAUUAAUUUGAUGCAAAAUAUAAUUAUGUAAAUAGUUAAAUGAGGAAAUAAAAUUUCAAAAAAUUC
Messenger RNA from Centruroides sculpturatus (bark scorpion), 581 nucleotides. It is a transcript of the gene ND-B14.5B, whose product is annotated as NADH dehydrogenase [ubiquinone] 1 subunit C2-like. The transcript has 3 exons. Gene Ontology annotation, biological process: mitochondrial electron transport, NADH to ubiquinone. Gene Ontology annotation, cellular component: mitochondrial inner membrane. The coding region runs from base 123 to 434 and encodes 103 amino acids. The record is from RefSeq and is a predicted model, not a curated record. NCBI's taxonomy places the organism in Eukaryota, Metazoa, Arthropoda, Arachnida, Scorpiones, Buthidae.